UUAGUAAAUCCAUACGAUUGAAUAACACUUGAUUUGAUAUAGAAUUUAUGAAUCAUUAAACCAAAAACUCAUGAUUUUAAUACAAAUUUGAAAAUUAUAGAACCAAUAACACUAGAUUUAGUUCAGAUUUUUAAAUCCAAUAAAAUACAACAACCAGAAACCUCCACUUGUACUAAACCUGGGUCAUUGGCCUUUUAGUAUAAUAUUAUUAGACAAAAAAAAAGAUGUGUAUUAAUAAAGAAAUUAUGGAAAAAGCUAAUUUCUAAAUAUAAGAGAUGUAGGUUUUUAAGUUUACCUAAUUUCAGCUCAGUGCAAUCACCCUUUCACAUGUUACUGUGAGAAAAUUAUUUUUUUGUACUAGAUUUCUAGUAAAGUAGGGUGGAAGAAAGACAUGAAACGAGUUCAUAUAUCGAUUCCAGUAAUAUAAGUUAGGUCUAAUUAAUUGUAUAUUAGAGUUUGAUCGGAGUGACAGUGUGAAUAUUUGUUUCAUUUUUGUUGGUCAUAUUUUAAACGGAAAAUUGCCAAAACGGAACAAAAAAACAUAGUUGUCCCUAUGGUAUAAAACCAUCACUAAGUUAUCUCUAUAGUAUAAUAUUUUUCAUAAUCCCAAAACUAACAUUUUUUUAAUCAAAUUAAACAUAAAUUAAAACCAUUUUUAAAAAGUUUAAAGGAAAAAGAUAAAAAAAAAAAAGAAGGUAAUUCCAUAAUGUUUUAGGAAGGAAAAAAAUGUAAAAAUAUAUUUUUUAAAAAAAGAACACACGACACAUAUAAAAAUAUCCCCUAACCCAAUUGCAUUUGGUUUCUAAAAUCCUCCAAAACUGUUCUUUUAAAAUACUCUAAGAUAGAACUUGAUUCAAUAACAGUAGCCUACCCCCUUUAUCAUCAGCCGAAAAUACCCAUCCCGUGCUUGCACUAAAUUCUCAAACACCACAUAUUGUAUAGAUAUGCAUUAUAGAACAAGAGCUUGUGAAAAUUACAAGAUAAACUAUGGAGAAAUCACAGAUUGAUGAAGAAGAAAAGCCAAAAUCGUUUUUUUUUAUAUUUUGACAAAGAAAAUCGACAACGACACGUUUUAGGUAAUUAUAAUAUUUUUAGAAUAUUUUCUUAACCGAAACUUCCUUAAUUUUCGGAAAAAACUGGUUUUUUAUCCGUAGAAUGCACUUUCUACACUGUGUAGAACCAUGACAAAAAUUCUGAAUACAAUUUCUACUUUUUGUAGACGUUCGUGUUAAGUUUAGAUUUCGCAUACCCGAAAUUUUAGAAUACUUCGUAAAAGUAGAAACUGCAUUCAAAAGAAAAGUAGCGAUCUUUACAAUUAGUAGAAUUCACAUUCCCCAUAUUUAGAAUUUUAAUAAUUUUAAGAUUGUUUCUUCUAAAAAAAGUAGAUAGACUUGUUUAUUCUGGAAUUCGUUUUCUACUAACUCAUUUUCGUAGAAGACGAAUUCCACUUUUAGUGGAACGUAAUUUUAAAAUUUUAUUUAUCAAGUUUUUUAACCAAAACAAAAUAUGUGUUUGUGUAUAUAGGUGUUUUAUUAAUUGUUUAUAUUUUUAAUAUUUUUUUGGAUUCAUAAAACUAUUUAUUUUAUUAAAUUCAGAAAUGGAAAGGAUAAAAGGGAGAAUAAAUGGACAAAUGUGGUUUUAUACCAUAGGGACAACUGUGUUGUUUUUAUGUUCUGUUUUGGCAAUUUUCCAUAUUUUAAAUUGGUUAUCUUUUUAAAUAUUUUUAUAUAGUGUUGUUACUCUUAUUUCUGUUGGGUAUUCACACAACUAAAAGAAGUAAAUACAUUCGAGAUUUCAUAAGAAUUGGCUCAACUUUUAUUUUAUUGUUUUCGGAACACAAUUAUCUAAUUAUUAUGGAUGAAUCUGUAUUGAUGUUUUAUUGCAUUGUUUUUCUUACAGUGACCUCGUAGAUUUUCCAAAUUGAAAUCAUAUAUUAUUGAUAUUUUAUGUAACUCAUCCGUUACUUAAUAAUAUUUUUGUCUGUCUUGCCGAACAUUUAUUCUAAUUCUUAUAUGUGUUUACCUUUGAUUUUCUAAUAUAUUUUUAAAUAAGAUUUUACCCUCAUAUAGUGUAUUGUUCAUAUGUUUUGAUCAAUAUUGUUAAUAUAAAUUGGUUUAUGUUCUUAUAUGUAACUUACUGGUGUUAUCGGUUGUUAAUACAUACCAAUAUAUUCUAACAACAUUUUGAUACACUAAUUAAUUCAUUAUUUGAAAUAAUAAAAUACAAAACACCCUCGACACAUAAAAAGAAACAUUCUUAAUUCUAUAGUUUGCGUACAAUAUAUAAUAAUUUUUUUAAUUAAAUUCUAAAUUGAGAAAGACAUGCAUUUUUUCUUUUAUUAAAAUUCAAUAACAAGUAUAAAUUAUAAUUAUAUUAGCAUUAAAAUUUAAAGAUAUUGCGUGAUUGGUUUAUUAUACAUAUGAUGCUUAUUUUUUCAUAUUUUAAAAACAUGGCGUGAUUUUGUUAUAUACAUAGUGUUAUAUAGUGUGUAAAAUAUAUACAUAGUGUUAUAUAGUGUGGUCAUGUAAAAUAUAGUGCAAUUUAGUAAUUUGUUACUGAUUUAUAAUAUAAAAAAUUACAAAAAGUUCUUAUAUUUUCUAUAUACAAAGAAUAUAACAUUUAUUAAUCACGAUUCUUAUGAAAAUAUUGAUUUGAAUAUAUUCUUUUUGUAUUUGUCAAACCGAUUUAAAUGCUAAUUAAAAACAGAAUUUCAAUUGAAUAUUUGGUUCAGUUUGUUAUUAAUAUGUUUGUUUUGGUUCAAUAUUUGGAUUUUGACAAUAAGGAUUCUAUUUGGUAGGUGUAGCAGAUGACAAAUGAUCAAUUUGGUACAGAAAAGAAGGAAACAUUAUGUUUAUGUUAGCAUUACAUGUCUUCUUACCUUGAUAACCAAACGGUCAACCCCUGUUCGAAAACGCGGCUGCCUAGCCGCGUAAUCGCUAAACGUAGGUUCAUCGUGGCGAGUUGAACAAAUAUAGUUGCAUUCUACGUUUGACUGACUUAUGCAUGCCUAGUCCGUAUUUUAACAUUAUGCGGACGUAGAAUAGGUAAUACGUUUUGGGCUAAAAAAAUUACCAUAUUAUUUUUGUACACAAUUUGGCCCACUAAAAAACUCAUUAGUAAUAAAAAAAGAAGUUAAAAGUUAAAACCAUUAUCUAUCUUUCGCGACAGUAGAAUUGGGGAUUUCUAUUAACCCUAGUAUCAAUUUGCUCUUCCUCAAUCUAGUGAAUCCAAAGCAGUUCACCGUGAAUCAAGAUCAUCCACCUUGCAAAUUCUUCUUGUACUGGAUUCAGAGUAAUAAACUCUAAACCAUUCACUUCUUUAGUUAUUGAAGUUUUUUUCGAACUGUUGACUUUCAGAUUUUAUAGUUCAGUACAAAUGAUUUUUUAAAUGUUAAUGGAGCUUGACUUUGCCGAGAGUUGAGUUAAUAAUUUGUACGGUUUACUUGAAUGGAAGUGGUCAAGUACUGAUUUUUCUAUUUUAUUUGUUUGCUUGACUCUGGAAGUUUUAAAAAAAUUUGUGUGAAGCCAUCUUUUGUCGUGUUAAGUUGACAAAAAAAAGAAUUGUCGUGUAAAGCCAUGUUAAAGAAAUGGUGUUCUCUUUAUAUAUUUUGUGUCAUAGUGAUAUUUUUAUUUUAGUAACCACAAUGACCAAAGUAUAAUGAUUUUGUUUUAUUGUAAAAUUGUUUAUUGAUGUUUCAGCUUAAGAAAGAAUGAACAAUCCAUCAACAGAUACACCUCCACCUCCACCUCUGAAACGAAACUCAAAUGAUGUAGGUUGGGAGUAUGGUCUGCUAUGUGAUCCACGAGUUCCAGAAAAAGUGAGAUGUAGAUUAUGUGGCAAAGAGUUUUCUGGUGGCGUCUACGGAAUGAAAGAGCACAUUGGUCACUUGAAUGGUAAUGUCUCAGCAUGUCCCAUGUCAUCAAAGGAAGAUCAAGAGAAAUGUAAGAAUUCAAUAAUGGAAGCAAAGGAGAAGAAAAAUAAGAAGAGGAAGCAUGAGGAAGCUAUAAGGGCAGAGGUUAACAUAAACAAGAAUAGCAAUGUUGAGGAACUAGAAAAAGAGCUUGGACCUCUUAAAGCUCCUCACUUCCAAGGUCCUCUUGAUCAAGUUUGCAACUGUCAUCAACCCUGAAGCUUCUUUGGCUUCUCAGACACGUCAACAGAACAUCCAUGAUGCUAUAUCAAAAGAAAAGACACAUGUUGUACAUCAAUAUUGUGCUCGAUGGAUUUAUCAGUCAAAUAUUCCAUUCAAUGCGAUUGACAAUGAGUCUUUUAGGCUGUUAUGUGAAGCUUUAGGACAGUUUGGGCCAGGGUGGAUACCUCCUACUCAGUAUCAGUUAAAGAACCAUUGCUGAAUGAAGAGAAACAGAGAACAAAAGAGAAGUUGAAGGCAUUAGAAGAAGAAUGGGACAGAGAAGGUUGCUCGGUGAUGACAAAUUCAUGGACUGAUAUGAAGAGAAGAAGCAUCAUGAAUUUGUGUGUUAACUCAAGAGGAGGGACUUGUUUUCUGUCGUCAAAGGAUGCUUCCAAAGAUUCUCACACGGGCGAGUAUAUCUUCAACUACAUUGACAAGUGUAUAGAAGAUUUAGAGGCUGAGAAGGUUGUGCAAGUGGUCACGGAUAAUGCAACCAACAAAGUAGCUGCUGCAAAUUUGCUUAAAGAGAAGAGGCCAAGAGUCUUUUGGACUGGAUGUGCUGCUCACACUAUGGAUUUGAUGCUUGAAGGGAUUUCUAAGUUGCACGGGUUUGCUAAAGUGAUUGAACAAGCAAAGGCUGUCACCAUAUUUGUUUAUGCUCAUCAUACAACAUUGUGAAUGAUGAGAACAUAUACAAAGAGGGAUAUUGUGAGGCCAGGAGCAACAAGGUUUGCAACAUUUUUCCUCACGCUACAAAGUCUUUAUGAGAAGAAGGGGCAACUGAAGAGCAUGUUUAACAGUGAUCAGUGGCAUGAUUGUAAGCAUUCCAAGUCUGUAAAGGGUAAGACUGCAUCUGAUACUGUGAUGAGUUAUGCAUUUUGGAGUAGUUUCAUGGUUAUUUUGAAAGUAUUCACCCCUAUGGUGAAGGUUCUUCGGUUGGCUGAUGGAGAGAAGAUACCAUCUUCUGGGUUUGUUUAUGGUGAGCUUUUGGAAACUAAGAAGUCUAUUAAAGAAGCUACUGACCAUUUGGAGAAGAACUAUCAACCUAUAUUCAGGAUCAUUGAUGAAAAAAUGAAAGGAAGGCUGAAUUCUCCUUUGCAUAUGACUGCUUACUUCCUCAACCCUUAUUAUUUCUACAAAGACCCCACUAUCCAGUAUGACAUAGAAGUUUCAGAAGGAUUCAUCAAGUGUGUGGAAACUUUCUAUCAUGGAGAAUUUGAGAAACAAGACUUGGUUGUUAAUCAUGAGAUUCGUCUUUACAAGAAUAAAAGUGGUCCUUUUGGUAGAAUGUUAGCACUAAAAGGAUGUGAAAAGAAGGAUGAAAAGUUUGAUCCGGGGAAUUGGUGGGCAACAUACGGAUGUGAUGUGCCAACCUUGCAGAAACUGCCUACUAGAAUCCUUGCCUUGACCUCUAGUUCUUCUGGCUGUGAAAGAAAUUAGAGCAGUUUCGAAGGGGUUGGUCUACUGCUUAUUUGAUUUUUGUUUCAUGUGUCUAGUAGUGUGUACAAUAAAUGGCUCAACUCAUGUUGCAGAUCCACACUAAGAAGAGAAACAUAUUAGAUGUAAACCGCCUCAACAGUCUAGUAUAUGUCCAGUUUAAUGCAUGGCUUUUUGAUAAGCAGAAAAAGAUUAGAGAAAGCAAUGUUGAUGUGAUCCUAGAUGAUAGUAAUGAAGAUACUAUCGGAGAUUGGCUUAUGGGCCGUGUUGAAGAGUUGGAUAAUGAUGUCAGUUUUGUGCUUACUACCCAAGCUCCAAGGAUAAGAGAACUCUAUGAUGAUGACUUUGAAUCUGAAGAAGAAGACAUGAUGGACAUGGAGUUCGAAUCGGAUGUAUACCAAGAGGAUCCGGUCUUUCGUGACUUACAAAUAGCUUAGUAAACUAAGGUUUCCAAAUACCAAAUUCUAACUUUUUGCACAUCUGCAAGACCACUACAAGAGCAAGAUUAUAUAUUUUGCUGAUCUUUCAAGAAGAAAAGGAUUAGAAGAUACAAUACUUAAUAUUUUUUGUUUCUUUUCAUGAUAAAAACUAUAUUUUUUGGUGAUUCUUGUGAGUGGGUUAUUUUUUUUUUGUAUUAGAUGUGUGCUUUAAGAAACAACAAUAAUGAUAUAUAAUCUAACUUGGUUUUUAAUGUUUCUUUUGUAUACUUCAAAUUAAAAACUUACUAAAAAUUACUCUCCGCAUAUAGUCCGAGCUUAUCCCGAUUUUUUAACAAUUCGCUAGGUCCGGGGUCGCCGCACGGAUAGUUCCGAACAGGGAGUCCAACAUACAUAUUAGAAUAAAGAAGGGGUAAAUCAAAAAUAUGUUUAUAAUACAGAAAAAAUUAAGAAAGUAACCAGAUAAUAAAUAUGAUUCUUGAUGUGACAAUUUGGGGGUCCAUUAUAUACGAGCGUCGCAUAUUGUUUUUAAUUAUGAGAAUGGGUCGGCCCAAGUUUUUAUUGGGCAUUUGCUUACCUAUAGGAGAGAUAAAUAAUUUAUGACCUUUUUAGCCUUUCGACCCAAUAACUUAUACUUUGCAACCCAUAUAACUUAACCCACACCGACAUCUCCACGCGACCCAAAGACUUUCCCGCACGUGCGAAACUCGGCGGUCCGACUCGGUGGUUUAAUUUUUUUUUUCAUCCCGUCGGCGAAGGUGAAAUGCUUUUUUACCUAGGUAAAUCCGGGUAUUUUUACCGCUAUUUUUUCGCGCCAUUUAACUAGCCGUACAAUCUUUGGUGAUAAAAUUAAUAAAAUAAUUAGUGGAUAAGGUUAAUUGAUAAUAGUGAGACAUAAUAUGGUCUGGUGGAUAAUACAAAGAAACCCUAGUAGAAGAGCUGAGAUGUAUUCUAUCUGAGUUCUGUUCGGAGAAAUGCAUCCACCAGAUCUGAAAAUGUUGGAAACUAAUAGCGGUGUGCGUGGCUCCGGUGAAAGUUUUCGUGGUAAAUCUCAGGCGAGCAGUAGCAACACCACCGAAGGUACACUAUCUCCCUUCGACAUUGCCGAAUCUUUGCGUUUUUGUUCCUAUAAUUUUAUUUGUAAUUGUUCGUUGGGGUGUAGGAAACUCACGGUCACACGUUGUUGUUAUGGCUGGUCGGUGGAUAAUGUAUGAUAAUGGUGGUUGGGAUUUCAAGAUAUAUAAUGAGAGAAUGGGUAGAGCAGUCGACUUCUCGCAAAGCAAGGGCGUUAACGGUUUGAAAGAUAGUAUUCUUGCUUCUUAUGGUUUGUUGGGAAGAGACCUAGAGGUCGAAAUGUGUUAUUGGCUAAUUGAUGGAGAGAGUGAAAUGGUUGGUAAAGGGGCCGCACCAGUGGAGAUAGCAACCGACACUGAUUAUAAAAUAUUCAAGGCUCUUCAUAGGACAGACAAGUCUUGUAAUGUUUUCGUGACAUUUAGAGAGAUUGUUGGGGAAAAAUUGAUAUUUUUAAGGUCCGAACGAGAUAUCUUGUCGCAAAUGGAUGCAUCACUCGGAAUGGAUGAUGAUGAGUUUUUAAUUAGGCAAGUAGAAGCAGUUGAAGCAUCUUUUGGAUUGAACUCACAGACGGCUGAAGGGGUGCAAGGUUCGAAGGAUAAAGAUAGUGGAGCGGCUGUAGAUGGGGUUAAUCCGGCUUCGGGUAAUAUGCUACAACAAGAGAAGCAAAAGAGCUGUGCACUAGGAAAAGUAGUGGAGAAUGGAAGUAAAAAGCGGGCUCAUGUUAAAGCAGCUGAAGAUGCCAUUUGUGGGGUUAAUCUGGAUAAUAUGCAUCAACAAAAUUGUACGCUACAAGAGAAUGAAAAGAGUUGUGGAGAAGGAACAGUUGUGGAGAAUGGAAGUAAAAAAGCGGGCUAACGUUGAAGCAGUGUCGGAAGAAAACAAAAGAGAUCACCUUGCAAAAGAAGAUGAAGAUGAAGAUGAAGAUGAAGAUGACGAGGACUAUGAUGAUAAUGAAGAUGAAUAUGAAGAUGAAGAUGAUGAUGAUGCUGAAGAUGAAGAUGAAGAUGAAAGUGACGGUGGAAAUGAAGAUAAAGAUGACGUUGGAAAUGAAGAUGAAGAUGAAGAUGACGAGGACUAUGAUUAUAAUGGCUGGCAUGAGUUUGUUGGAAAUGAUUGUGAGAGAGACGAAGAUGAUGAUUUUGAUGGAUGUCCACCAAAAGGAGGUCGUGGUGGACGGUCUGGUCGUAACGGUUAUGAGCAGUCUGUGGUCACCAAAGUUAGAGGUCAAGGGUCUGGAAGAGGCCAAGAGUCAAGGGCUACAGGUGGAUCUUCGUCAGGCAAACAGUGUUGCAAUAUGAAACAUUACGAAGACAACACAAACAACCUAAGGGAUUUCGUAUGUACCUCACGAAUCGUUGACUUUUCGUACACCAAAGAUUCUGAUAUCUGCGGAAGCGUCGAUGUUGUUAAUGUAACUCCACCAAAAGAUAGAAACCAACAAAACCACGACGAUGAUUCUGUUGAUCGUCGUUUCACCAAAUCGUCCUCUGAAACUGUAAGGUGUGCACUGACCUUUGCAACCGGGAACACUGAUGUUGGCAAUGUUGUUUUGGUUACAACACCACAACGAAAUGAAAAACGCAGCCACGUGAUCGAAGAUGAUGAUGAGUAUUUUGAUCCUACUCUUACCGACGCUACACAAGUUCAUGGUGGAGGAGUAACGAAGACAGGAACCCUUUCAUGUCCUCACAAUGAUGAAACACCUUCCGGCGAAAGUGAUCAUAUUGUUCUUGUUACACCACAAAAACAAUACAACAAACACAACCUAGUAAUCGAAGCUGAUGAUGAGUUUGUUAGUCCUCCUUUCACCCAAACUACAGAAUUUGAGGGUGGCGAAGCAUGCAUCCCAAGAAAACAUUUUUCCUCCACCUCUGUAACUGUUAGUUGUACACAGGCGGAUGAAACAGAUACAGGUGCAAGUGUUGAUCUUGGUCAGGCUAAUCCACCAGAAAAGCACAACACACACAGUCGUGUGAUCGAAGAUGAGGACCUGUUUGUGGAUCCUCCUGUAAGAAUAAGUUCACAAGUUCAGGGUGGAGAGGCUUUCAUGAAAGGGAUACAAGUUUCGGAAAUGUAUGGAUAUAAUGAUGUAGUUCAUGUGUUUAAUGAUAUGGAAGGAAAUGGGUUCCAGCCGCAGGAAAUUGACUUCAGCAAGGAGGACUCGGAUAUAUUUGUUGGAAGGCAGUUUAAGGACAAAGCGCAGUUUAAGUUGACGAUGUUGAUCUAUGCACUCGCGGAGGUGUGCAGGUUCAAGUUUAGGCAUUGCAAACGCUACGUCAUGGCUAAAUGCGUUGAUAAACAGUGUACUUGGAGGGUAUGUGCUAAGCAAGUGGGUGAUUCUCCUACGUAUUUUGUAAAGAAGGCAAGUUUGGGACAUCAAUGCACAUCUGAUGUGCGAGGGCAGUACAAAAAACAUGGAACAUCUAGAGUUCUUGCUGCUCUUCUGCGCUCGAAAUACGAAAGACAUCACUGUGGACCUCGUGCUAUGGAACUGCCGGAAGUAUUGAGAACGAAAUUCAACUAUAUAUGCACGUACUGGAAAGCUUGGAAAGCUAAGGAACUAGCAAUUGCGUCUGCCCAAGGAACAGAGGAAAUGUCUUACAAGAUGUUACCACAGUACUUGCACGUACUGAAAUUAGCAAAUCCUGGAAUAAUCACAGAUAUUAAAACCGAACUUGAUAAAGAAGGAAAAUCGAGGUUCCUGUAUGCAUUCAUGUCACUGAACCCUUGUAUCGAUGGGUGGCAGCAUUUGCGUAAGGUCCUUGUGGUGGACGGCACCCACAUGUUUGGGAAAUACAAAGGGGUAUUGCUUAGUGCUAGCGGGCAAGACGCAGACUGCCGCGUAUUCCCUAUUGCUUUCACAGUAAGGGAUAGCGAGAACUUAGAUUCUUGGAAGUGGUUCUUCGAAAGGUUGUCAACAAUUGUAGAAGAUAGUUGUGAAUUAACAAUAAUUUCCGACAGAUGCGGCGCUAUAUUUGCAGCUAAAGAUAAAUGGUAUCCAUCUGCACACCAUGGUAUAUGUCUUGAACACCUUAAGCGUAACGUGGGCGAUAAGUACAAAGGACUGGAUCAGAAGCAUAUGGUGGCCAGGGCAGCAGAAGCUUUCAAAGUUGAAGUUACACACAAGCCAACCAAAUACGGCUUUGUUGUUGAUUUAGAGAAACGAACUUGCUCCUGCCUUGAAUUCCAGAUGCUUGGGUUGCCAUGCCGACACGCUAUUGCCACUGCUUCUUUUCGGAACAUCGAGUACGCCUUGUUUGUUUCACAAUACCAUGUCAAAGAUACUUGGUCUGAAACAGUCAAGGGUAUCAUACUACCGGUUCCAAAUCCAGAGGAUAUCAAUAUUCCCGCAGAUAUACUUAAGGUCAACCUUUAUCCACCAAAGACGAAAAGAACUAAGGGAAGGCCAGGCAUUAAAAGAAAACUUGGAGCCUCCGAUUAUGCAGAAGGCCCGAGGAAAAAGAAGAAGCCGAACAAGUGUUCCAGGUGUUUUAAGGAAGAUCACAAGAAGACUACAUGCAAGGAACCGGUGCCUUGA
Brassica napus (rape) is the source of this 10618-nucleotide messenger RNA. RefSeq lists its product as uncharacterized. Gene Ontology annotation, molecular function: zinc ion binding. The record is from RefSeq and is a predicted model, not a curated record. The coding region runs from base 7778 to 10618 and encodes 946 amino acids. NCBI's taxonomy places the organism in Eukaryota, Viridiplantae, Streptophyta, Magnoliopsida, Brassicales, Brassicaceae. The transcript has 5 exons.